CCAUGGAAACAAUCAGUACAUCUGUCAAACCUGCUACUCAGAGCUCAGUCAAGAUGCCGAUCACCUGCAGGAUUCUAUUAAACUCCAUUAAGACAGAAACGAUGGAGGAAUAUGAAGCAGAGGAGAAGACAAACAGCAACAGCAAAAUGAGCUCAUCAGCAGAGAAACAAAUAAGCAAAAACUUAGCUGGACCUCAUGAUGAGGGUGAGGAGAGUUUCAUAGGAGGACAAAUGGAUCCACAUCAGCGAGCCGACACUGUGGAGAAAACACGUCGCUGUGACCAGUGUAAGAAGAGCUUCUCUUCCUCAGCAUAUUUGAAGUAUCACCAACGUAUCCACACUGGAGAAAAGCCUUACACCUGUGACCAGUGUGGUAGGAGUUUCACUCAAUCUGGAAAUUUAAAGAACCAUCAGCGGCUCCACACUGGAGAAAAGCCUUACACCUGUGACCAGUGUGGUAGGAGUUUCACUCAACUUGGAGCUUUAAAGAACCAUCAGCGCACUCACACUGGAGAAAAGCCUUUCACCUGUGACCAGUGCAGGAAGAGUUUUACUACAUCUGGAAAUUUAAAGAACCAUCAGCGCACUCACACUGGAGAAAAACCUUUCACUUGUGACCAGUGUGGUAAGAGUUUCACUCAAUCUGGAAAUUUAAAGAACCAUCAGCGCACUCACACUGGAGAAAAACCUUUCACUUGUGACCAGUGUCAGAAGAGGUUCUCUUCCUCAGAAUAUUUGAAGUAUCACCAACGUAUCCACACCGGAGAAAAACUUCCCACCUGUGACCAGUGUGGUAGGAGUUUCACUGUAUCUGGGGCUUUACAGAGACAUCGGUGCACUCACACUGGAGAAAAGCCUUUCACCUGUGAGCAGUGUGGUAAGAGUUUCACUCAAUCUGGAAAUUUAAAGAACCAUCAGCGCACUCACACUGGAGAAAAGCCUUUCACCUGUGACCAGUGCAGGAAGAGUUUUACUCAAUCUGGACAUUUAAAGACACAUCAGUGCAUUCACAAUGGAGAAAAACCUUUCACUUGUGACCAGUGUCAGAAGAGCUUCUCUUCCUCAAAAUAUUUGAAGUAUCACCAACGUAUCCACACUGGAGAAAAGCCUUACACCUGUGAUCAGUGUGGUAGGAGUUUCACUGCAUCUGGAAGUUUAAAGAACCAUCAGCGCACUCACACUGGAGAAAAGCCUUACACCUGUGACCAGUGCAGGAAGAGUUUUACUCAAUCUGGACAUUUAAAGACACAUCAGUGCAUUCACAAUGGAGAAAAACCUUUCACUUGUGGCCAGUGUCAGAAGAGGUUCUCUUCCUCAAAAUAUUUGAAGUAUCACCAACGUAUCCACACCGGAGAAAAACUUCCCACCUGUGACCAGUGUGGUAGGAGUUUCAUUCUAUCUGGAGAUUUAAAGAGACAUUGGCGCACUCACACUGGAGAAAAGCCUUUCACCUGUGAGCAGUGUCAAAAGAGCUUCUCUUCCUCAUCUAAUUUGAAGUAUCAUCAGCGCACUCACACUGUUGUAAGGCCUUACACCUGUGAGCAGUGCGGGAAGUUACAUUUGAUGGGACACUUUAAAGAAACAUCAGCACACUCACACUGUGUAGAGAGUGCACUUGAACUGUCUGGAUCUCUUAGCUGUUAAAAGAUGACACGUGACUUGUAAAACUUGUCAUGAAAAUGUUUCAAUAAUAUUCACAUGCAUGCAA
This is a messenger RNA of Thunnus maccoyii (southern bluefin tuna), 1707 nucleotides long. Its product is annotated as gastrula zinc finger protein XlCGF26.1-like. The coding region runs from base 3 to 1643 and encodes 546 amino acids. The transcript has 3 exons. Lineage: Eukaryota; Metazoa; Chordata; Actinopteri; Scombriformes; Scombridae. Gene Ontology annotation, biological process: regulation of transcription by RNA polymerase II. Gene Ontology annotation, molecular function: DNA-binding transcription factor activity, RNA polymerase II-specific; RNA polymerase II cis-regulatory region sequence-specific DNA binding. The record is from RefSeq and is a predicted model, not a curated record.